Lutzomyia longipalpis is the source of this 742-nucleotide messenger RNA. RefSeq lists its product as uncharacterized. The transcript has 3 exons. Lineage: Eukaryota; Metazoa; Arthropoda; Insecta; Diptera; Psychodidae. Bases 131 to 598 code for a protein of 155 amino acids. The record is from RefSeq and is a predicted model, not a curated record.
UCGUGACGGAGAAAGGUGCAUCAUUCGCGCUGUACCAGCAACGAGCACAAGUGUCUACUGAUUCGUGACUUACCUGUAAGUGCAUUUAGCUCAAUAAUUUCAGUUUGUAAGCAAAGUGCAAAGGAACACAAUGUACUCCGUGCAGAAAGUUCUCGCUGUGUUGUCUGUGAUCGCCUUCGCGUCUGCUUCCAUUGACGAAGGGAGCCACAGUCAUCAUCACGAUGUUCACACGACGCACUCUGAAGUUGAGAAGCACGUACCGGUUCCGGUGUAUGAAAAAGUUGGAGUUCCUAUUCCGCAUCCAGUUCCCGUAGCUGUUCCCAACUACGUUAAGGUUGCCAUUCCUCAGCCCUACCCAGUCCAUGUCACCGUUCAGCAACCCAUCCAAGUCCCAAUUUAUAAGGUUGUCCCACAGAUCAUUGAAAAGGCCGUCCCAGUUCCCGUUGAGAAGCCCUAUCCAGUUGAAAUUCACAAACCUUAUCCCGUUGAGGUGAUCAAGAAAAUUGAAAUUCCCGUCCCAAAGCCCUACCCUGUCCCAUUCACAGUCUACAAGCAUGUCCUGCAGAAGGAGAAGGCUGACCACAAGGGCUGGCACUAAAUGAUCUCAUAGUGUGGAGGUGAUAAAAGGGUUUUGCACGCCGAAACCACUUGAUGUUCCUGUUGCCACAGAUUUUGUUACAAAACUGUCUUGUUGACUAAUUUUAUAUGAGAACCAAGAAUAAAAAAAUGAAAGUUAAAUAAA